AUGAACAUUCUAGUCUCUAAGUUCUUCGGGGGUGGACAAAAGCCUCCAGCGACAACUCCACUACCGACCACUGAUUCAAGUGUUCCCGUUUCCACCCCUGGGCAGCUCAACCCUUUCAAUGGACCACCGAUACAUGCACAUCUGCAUCCGUCUUGGCCGCUCGGUUCGCGACUAGCCAUGCAUGUGCAUCUCUCGACCUCGCCGCUAGGCGACGUAUUCUCCAAGAAAUGGACUUCCGGAUAUCGCGGAAAUCCAGAUGCCGAUCUUCCCUCGUUCGUUUGGGAAAAUAUCACCUUUGGAAACUGGUCGGAGACCCGAUUUGCGGAGUAUGAGGUCAAACUUCCGCAGGUUGUUCAGCACAAUGGAUCUCUAUGGGCAGAUGUCUUUCUUGUUAAAGAAGCCGCAAGUCCUGACCCGUCGAGUCCCAACUUCGAACCUUCAUCAGUGCAUCAUAUCCGUAAACUCUUAACUCCAUACCUUCCGAAGAUGAAAGUGCGUAAACAGAAGAAAUUGUUGGGUGCUUCCGAUGAGGUAGACGAAGACUCGGAGCCAUUUCAGCCCGAAGACGACGUCAUAGUUUCUCAUUGGCACCCCAACUUGACAUUGGCUCUGAUAUCCCAGAGUCCGGUCCUGCCCUACUCGCAGCUGCCGCCACCUAUCGCCGAACAUGUUCACCUUGUUCCGGAAGCACGAGAUCAGACUGGAACAAUUGGAUAUUACAAACCCAUCGUGUACCCCAACGACUUCUGGCACCUGCGCGAGCAGUACAUCGAGAUUAAUACUACUACACCAACUCUUCCUCUGCAGAUCGUCUUCCAACCGAUGUCGUACCUCAAAUUCCAGAUGUUCGCAAGUCUGUCUGUGGGAUUUGCAGAGGCUGCCAAGAAACAAGGCAGCGGAGCUGAACUUGACGAGAUAAAGAGGAUGUUGACAGAGACAAAUCCUUACUUCUUGGCUUUAACGGGGAUAGUUAGUGUCCUACAUAUGGUCUUCGAAAUGCUCGCGUUCAAGAACGACGUGUCUCAUUGGCGUAAUAAAAAGGAGCUUGUCGGAGUUUCGGUUCGGACGAUCGUCACCAACGUGUUCGUACAGAUCGUGAUUCUGCUUUACCUAUUGGACAACAACAAGGACACAAGCUGGAUGAUAAUCAUGAGCUCUGGCAUGGGUGUCCUGAUAGAAGCUUGGAAGAUCACUAAAGCUGUGGACAUACAAAUCGUGCCAUCACCUGCCGGGUCCACGUUGCCUUAUAGAGUGGACAUCAAGGACAAACACGCGUUGAGCGAUGACGAGAAGAAGACCCAGGAAUAUGAUCAACUGGCAUUCCGCUAUGUGUCAUAUGUGACAAUUCCCUUGCUAGCUGGUUACAGCAUUUAUUCGCUCCUGUAUGAGUCGCAUCGGGGCUGGUACAGCUUCGUGAUCUCGACCCUUACCUCGUUCGUAUACAUGUUCGGAUUUGCGCAGCUCGUCCCGCAACUCAUCAUCAACUACAAGCUCAAGAGCGUUGCACAUAUGCCCAUGAAAGCGAUGAUAUACAAGACCUUAUCUACCGUUGUGGAUGACCUCUUUGCUUUCUGUAUCAAGAUGCCGAUCCUUCACCGACUAGCAUGUUUCCGUGACGAUGUGGUAUUCCUCAUCUUCCUGUAUCAGCGCUGGAUAUAUAGGAUAGACCCGAAGCGGGUCAAUGAAUAUGGGCAGAUCAUGGAGAACGAAUCAGCGGCCGCAGAGGGGAUGGGGUCAGAAAGGGCUGCUGAAUCAAAGAAGACGCGAUGA
Molecule: messenger RNA, 1770 nt
Organism: Punctularia strigosozonata HHB-11173 SS5
Lineage: Eukaryota; Fungi; Basidiomycota; Agaricomycetes; Corticiales; Punctulariaceae
Product: cleft lip and palate associated transmembrane protein
Exons: 14
Coding region: 1-1770 (589 amino acids)
Cellular component (GO): endomembrane system; membrane
Source: RefSeq, a predicted model, not a curated record